CCGGCCGCGCCGGGAGCCGUGCCCCGAGCUGGAGCCGCACCUGGAGCCGCGCGCCCGCGGCCCCGAGCCGCGCAGCCGGCGCAUGGUCAACUCGCUGCUCUUCGGGGAGAUGGCCCUGGCCUUCGGCUGCCCGCCGGCCGGCGGCGGGGGCGGCCCCGGAGGGGGCCCCGGCGGCGGGGCCGGGCCGGGGCCGUCGCCCGUGACGGCGGCGCUGCGGGACGACCUGGGCUCCAACAUCCACCUCCUGAAGGGGCUCAACGUGCGCUUCCGCUGCUUCCUGGCCAAGGUGCACGAGCUGGAGCGGCGCAACCGGCUGCUGGAGAAGCAGCUGGAGCAGCAGCAGAGCGAGCGCGAGCGCCGGCUGCGCUACAAGACCUUCUCCCGCGAGCAGGCCGUGCAGACGGGGCCCGAGCUGCUGCGGCCCCCCGCCGCCCGCGGCGGCCCCCCGCUGCCCGGCGCCAACGCCAACGCCGCGGCCCCGGGCGGCCCGCAGCCGCCGCACUACGGCCGGCUGCCCGGCACCAUCUGGAGCUACACGCAGGUGCGGCGCACGGGCGGCGGCGGCGUGGAGACGGUGCAGGGCCCCGGCGUGUCGUGGGUGCACCCCGACGGUGUGGGGGUGCAGAUCGAUACCAUCACGCCCGAGAUCCGCGCGCUGUACAACGUGCUGGCCAAGGUGAAGCGCGAGCGCGACGAGUACAAGCGGAGAUGGGAGGAAGAACUGGCCAAGCGCAUGAACCUGCAGACCAUGGUGGACACGCUGCAGGAGGCAGCUCAGGAGGCUGAAGCCAUCCAGGAGGAGAUGAACGAGAAGAUCGAGCGGCUCAAAGCCGAGCUGGUGGUGUUUAAGGGGCUCAUGAGCGACCCCAUGACAGACCUGGACACAAAGAUCCAAGAAAAGGCCAUGAAGGUGGACAUGGACAUCUGCCGCCGCAUCGACAUCACGGCCAAGCUGUGCGAUGUCGCGCAGCAGCGGAACUCGGAAGACGUGUCCAAGAUCUUCCAGGUGGUCCCCAAGAAGAAGGAACGGAAGGUGGCAUCAGAGGAGGACUCGUCGGAGCAGGAGGGGGAGGUGACGAGGUUCUCAGACGACGAGGUCGGCUCCAUGAACAUCACCGACGAGAUGAAGCGCAUGUUCAACCAGCUGCGCGAGACCUUCGACUUUGACGACGACUGUGACAGCCUGACGUGGGAGGAGAACGAGGACACGCUGCUGCUCUGGGAGGACUUCACCAACUGCAACCCGUCCAUCGAGCUGCAAGGCGAGCAGGAGGAGAACCUGGGCAACUUGAUCCACGAGACGGAAUCCUUCUUCAAGACGAGAGACAAAGAGUACCAGGAGACCAUAGGCCAGAUCGAGCUGGAGCUGGCCACGGCCAAGAGCGACAUGAACCGGCACUUGCACGAGUACAUGGAGAUGUGCAGCAUGAAGCGGGGCCUGGACGUGCAGAUGGAGACCUGCCGGCGCCUCAUCAAGGGCUCCGCAGACAGGAACUCGCCCUCCCCCAGCUCCGUGGCCAGCAGCGACUCGGGAAGCACAGACGAGAUCCAGGACGAGUUUGAGCGGGAGGCAGAUGUGGAGCCCAUGGUCAGCUGAUGAUGGACGCGCCCUCCGUGCCCAGGGGCCUUGGCGACCGGGCCUCUGGCCCUCUCCCCGGGGGGCCAGGACGGCUUCUACAAGUGGGGCGCCAGUGUCCACCCCACAGACUGCUCUGUCCGCCUUCUCUGGAGGCUGAAGGACCGCUGCUUCCUUCUUUCCUUCCUUCCACCCACCGCCAGCCAGUGUCCCUUCUCCGUCCCUCCCCUCCCCCCCAAGGAAUGGUGCUGUCAAUUUCUAAUCUCCACAUCACAGAUGCUGACUUCUGUCGGGACGAUGCAGUGGGGACUGUGCCUUUUCCCUUAAGCUGAGCCACGUUGAGCUCCAAAGAAUUAUUCCUAACAGGUGUUUUUAUACAGAACUCUAAGGCAGGGGGACCCCUGAGCUUGGCAUGAUUUUGGUUUUCGACCCUCCCACUUGCUCUUCUGAUUGGCCGUGAGCUCUGCCCUCCCCCCCUUCCUCUGCCAGCCGGCUCCCAAGGAGCUGAGAGUUUGGGGUGGUCCGCUGCCGCCCCCCCCCCCCCGCCCCCAGCCCGGGCCGGAGCUGUUUGCUUCUACAACCUUUCAGUGCCUGGGUGGGGAUCGCUCAGGUAUUUGAGGAAGAAGAGACGGGAGGAACGGAGGGAAGACAAAUUCUUCUUUUCUUUUUGGAUUGAGUGGCACAGCAGCGGAGGGACAAGGCACUGGGGGGGAAAGGUGGAGCCUCACUGUGUUCAAACUACUAUGCAAAAACAAAAACAAAACAAACAAAAAAAACCCCAAGCAAACAAAAGCUGCUCGCCUUAUCUCACGGUUGGGGGCAGGCUUUCUCCCAGAGGGCUGCAAGGGGAGACAGUGCUAGGGUGAUGCUCUGGGACCCGGACUCGGGGGAGGUGGGGUUCUCUCUAGUACGGUUAGUGGCCAGGCCUGGGUCCUGGGAGGCCCUUCGCCUGCCCACCUUUGUGGUUCCCCAGGGAGGCGGGGGUGUGGGCCGGGGGUGUCUUUGCCACAGUGACUUGAUGGUUUUCUCUGCCCCAGCUGACAAUCCAGGUUCUAGCUCUUCAUGUCUCUGUGAGCAGGUGUCCAGGCCUGGUCCCCGCCCCCUGCUGCGGUCGGGCCAGGUUGGUGGUCGGUGUUGGCCUGCCGCUGGCUGUGCUGGUUGGACACUGUCCUUCUCCCCGGCCCCGCCCCCUCUGUGGACACUAGCUGGUGUAAGAAGGGGGUGGGGGCGUGGGCUGGUAAGGGUUGCUGGCGGGCUGGAGCUGGGGCAGCUGCAGCUCGAGGGCCAGCCUGGUUCUGCUCUGGACCCAGGAUAGCCUCUUCCCAUAGCGCACUUGGUGGACCACUUGGGGGCUCAUCUGAGCCAGUAUCUCCCCAAGACUUGAGUGCACCUGAGUCGAAGGGCACUGGGGUGAGACCACCUGCCCAGUCUCAGCAUGGAGCUGGCCUUUGUUUUUUUUCCUUUUUUUCUUUCUCUCUUCCUUCCCUCCUCUCCUUCCCUCCUCUCCUUCCUUCCUUC
This is a messenger RNA of Sorex araneus (European shrew), 3094 nucleotides long. It is a transcript of the gene IFFO2, whose product is annotated as intermediate filament family orphan 2. Bases 83 to 1597 code for a protein of 504 amino acids. Lineage: Eukaryota; Metazoa; Chordata; Mammalia; Eulipotyphla; Soricidae. The record is from RefSeq and is a predicted model, not a curated record. The transcript is spliced from 9 exons.